GGAAAGAGGAAGGAGGCGGAGGCUGGCGCAUGAGAGCGGCUGUGCAGCGACUCAUGAAGGUCUUCGUGACGCGGCGGAUCCCCCCGGAGGGGCUGGCGGCCCUCCACAAGGCGGGAGACUGCAGUGUCCAACUGUGGGAUUCAGAUGAGCCAAUCCCCCAGUCUGAGUUGUUGAAAGGAGUAGCCGGCAAGGAUGGUCUCUUCUGUCUCUUGUCAGAUCGGAUAGACAAGGAGGUCCUGGAUGCAGCAGGGCCAUCCCUGAAAGUAAUCAGCACAUUGUCUGUAGGAUAUGACCAUCUUGCUAUUCCUGAAAUUAAAAAACGUGGGAUCCGUGUGGGCUACACGCCAGACAUCCUGACUGAUGCCACUGCUGAGCUCACUGUGGCUUUGCUCCUAGCAACGUCUCGCAGGCUGCCAGAAUCCGUGGUGGAAGUGAAGAAUGGUGGCUGGACAACAUGGAAGCCCCUCUGGAUGUGUGGCUAUGGACUUUCUGGCAGUACUGUUGGAAUUAUUGGACUGGGGAGAAUAGGCCAUGCUGUCGCACGUCGCCUGAAACCUUUUGGAGUUACAAAGUUUUUGUAUACAGGACGUCAUCCCAGACCUGAAGCUGCUGCUGAACUGAAUGCAGAGUUUGUACCACUUGCGAAGCUGGCAGAAGAAUCGGACUUUGUCAUUGUAACAUGUUCCCUGACACCUGACACCCAAGGGAUGUGCAAUCGGGACUUCUUUGGCAAGAUGAAGAAGACAUCUGUGUUCAUCAACACAAGCAGGGGUGCUGUGGUCAAUCAAGAUGACCUUUACGAAGCUUUAGUCAAUGGCCACAUUGCAGCAGCUGGUCUAGAUGUUACAACCCCAGAACCCUUGCCAACGAAUAAUCCACUUCUUUCUCUCAAGAACUGUGUCAUUUUGCCACAUAUCGGAAGUGCCACCUAUGCUACAAGGAACACUAUGUCAGUGUUGGCUGCCAACAAUCUUCUGGCUGGCUUGAGAGGAGAGAGCAUGCCAAGUGAACUCAAGCUGUGAGAUACAAUGCAAGAUUGUGGAUUUUCACUUUUUGCCCCCGCUGGUGUUUAAAUAAAACAUAAUCUUCCCAACCAA
Molecule: messenger RNA, 1097 nt
Organism: Anolis sagrei ordinatus
Lineage: Eukaryota; Metazoa; Chordata; Lepidosauria; Squamata; Anolidae
Gene: GRHPR
Product: glyoxylate and hydroxypyruvate reductase
Cellular component (GO): cytosol
Molecular function (GO): glyoxylate reductase (NADPH) activity; hydroxypyruvate reductase (NADH) activity; hydroxypyruvate reductase [NAD(P)H] activity
Source: RefSeq, a predicted model, not a curated record